Molecule: messenger RNA, 3253 nt
Organism: Linum trigynum
Lineage: Eukaryota; Viridiplantae; Streptophyta; Magnoliopsida; Malpighiales; Linaceae
Source: the annotation of a GenBank genome assembly
UCAGACAGGGUUAGUGACAGAAUCAGGGACAGGUCACAAACCGUUCAUAGCAAUUUUCAACCCUAAAGCAACAUAUACGUUGAUUUUUGUCCAGAAGACUGCUAUAUGUUGUUGCUGGAUAAAAAGAAUUGGCACCCAAUUCUUGAUGCCGCGCGUUUAAAGGCCCUAUGAAAUGACUGUUUAAUAACUUUGUUUGCUUUGUCAAUCACUAAUCCGAUGUAGCAAAUUGGCGAAUUUCUACUUCCUUGAAAUCCGGGUUCAAAUCCCGGCAGCGGAAUUUUUCUUUUUUUACUUACCCCUUCUUCGCCGUAGGUUACUUGAUCGCAAUCGAGUCUACUACUGGUUAAAAAUACUUAAAAUUGUAGGUUACUCGAUCGCAGUCGAGUCUACUAUUGGUUAAAAAUACUUAAAAUUGAGAAAUUUGUACGGUACACAAUUGCCUACAUUUUUGUUGGUCAUACCGCCAUAGUCAUGUUUUAUUCCUCAGAUUGCAGGCUUGAGAAACCAUUGGUUCGGUUAAUCGAACCAAAAAGCCAUCGGGAAUAAAAAAAAUUGAAUCAAUGAAUUUUUUAAACCAAAACCUUUAAAAGUUUAUUUGUUUUCGGUUGACAAUUAUAUAUAUAUAUCGCAAGGAGGAGAAUUAUAUUAUUCUCUAAUUAUACACACUCUCCAAGUUCACCUACACAGUACAACAGUAACUUGAAAAUCAUAGUAAAUGGAGUGAGUAAUGUAACAUGAUAAACAUAAUAUUCAAAUUGCACUCAAUGGCUUAGUAACUCGGCGUAUAAUCGAUAACUCGUCUUUGUAUUACGAUCCUACCUUAAGAUCGAGGUGAACUCCAAGAGUUUAUAUAGUCUUUCAGUCUUCUUUUCUCUAUCAAUCAUUCAAUCUUCUGAUGGUGCAAUAAAAAUUAUAAUUUUAUUCAGGAUCAAUGCAAUAAAAAAUUAUAAUUUUAAAUAAAAUAAAGGUUCAUAUUGAAAGUAACACUCAACAAACUAAUAGUAUUAACAAGGCAUAUCACGAAGAAUACUCAAAUAUAUAAAUGGUGAAUAAGUACAAAUAAUUUAUCAUAUACACUCGAAAUUCACAAUUUGCAUUGCCGAGAAGGUAAACUGCUCCCGGAGUUCAUUCCAAGUACACUACUGAAGCUGCGAAUAUCUUUGAUAGGUUGGUUGCUUGAUUUGAUAGGUUAGUUAACAUCUUCUAGGGUUAGGCUACUAAUUUUCCCUUAAUUCCCUUGUUGAUUUUGACAGGUUACGAGAUCCAUCGACUUUCCCCAGUUGUUUGAAGUGUACUUAAUUUAUCAGUGGUUGAACUGACUCACUCCAUAUUAAUUAGUUUAUCACCUGCUCCAGAACCAAAUGCUCGCAGUGACAACCUUUUGGAGGUGUAAGGACGGACCACGACGUCUAGUUUUGGCUUGGCUAUAUCAAGUAACUUCUGUUCUACACAAUUCUUCCACCCAAGGAGAUUAGCUACACGUAUCCAAUAUUCUUGAAUUAAUGGUUUGACGUAAAACCUCAUAAAUUGAGUUGUACGUCUUUAGGAUGGCCAUGCACUAUAUAAACGUACGUACGUGCAUUGGGAAUGCUCAUUACAAAACACCGAAGUCAAGUAAACUAAAUUCCUAAUCUUCCUCUCCACAACACCAAAUUAGAAUCACCCGCGCCAUUACUAAUCAGCUCCAGUUAUUGUUCGUUACUCUGAAGCUGCUUCAUAGACAGUGAUUAAGGAGAAGAUGUCCAACAGAUCAGUCGACGACGAUGGCCGCUCGAUGCGAACUGGUACGUGGGUGACGGCGAGCGCCCACAUCAUCACGGCGGUGAUUGGGUCAGGGGUUCUGUCCCUGGCUUGGGCAAUCGCCCAGCUGGGUUGGGUGGCCGGACCGGCCGCUCUCAUCGUCUUCUCUCUCAUCACCCUUUUCACCUCCACCCUGCUCGCCGACGCCUACCGCCACCCGGACCCCGUCACGGGCCAGCGCAACUACACCUAUAUGGACGCGGUCGGGGCCCAUUUAGGUGGGGUCAAGGUCCGGCUUUGCGGCCUGGCCCAGUAUGCAAACCUUGUCGGCGUCACCGUCGGUUACACCAUCACCGCGUCCAUCAGCAUGGCGUCGGUUCGGAGAUGGAGUUGUUUCCACGAGGGGGACAAGUGCCACGUGUCCACGACGCCGUACAUGAUCAUCUUUGGCAGCAUCCAGCUCAUCCUUUGCCAGGUGGCCAACUUCCACAAGCUGUCGUGGCUCUCCAUCCUGGCCGCCGUCAUGUCCUUCACGUAUUCCCUUAUUGGCUUGGGUCUCUCCAUAGCCAAACUGGUUACAGGAGUUGAGGCGUUUGGAAAAGACGCGCCAGGGGAUUUACUCUCCGGGUCCGGAUUCGAUCAUCCGGUGUGGCUCCUCAACGUAGCCAAUGUCUGCGUGGCUAUCCACCUCAUCGGCGCCUACCAACCGAUUUUCAGCUUCGUGGAGACGAGCUGUCGUCAGAGGUGGCCAGAGGUCAAGUUCGUGACAACGGACCACCAGAUUACCAUUCCAAUUCUGGGUGGAACGAGCUUUCACGUCAACGGGUUCAGAGUGGUUUGGAGGUCUGCAUACGUGGCGGUGACCACAGUCUUGGCCACAUUCAUCCCGUUCUUCAACAUCUUUCUGGCACUUAUCGGGGCAGUUUCCUUUUGGCCGCUGACCGUAUACUUUCCGAUCGAGAUGUACAUCGCCCGAUCGAAAGUUCCCAAGUUCUCCUUCUCCUGGAUUGGCCUGCAAGCCUUGAGCCUCGUCUGUCUGCUAGUUUCACUCGUCGCAACAGCGGGAUCGGUGGAGGGUCUGAUACAGUCUCUAAAAAUGUACCACCCUUUUAAGAAUGAAGUAUAAGUAAUUAACAAGUAUCACCUUAAUUAUGCUCAGUUGCUACAUGCUAUUUGUACAUUUUGAUUCCCAGAAGUUAAGUACGAUUGAGAAUGAUGUUAAUUCUAAUAUAGUACACAAGAGUUAAUCAAUUAUGUUGGAAUUGAUAGAAGGUGCAACAAAUAUAUACAGUACAGAAAAGCAAUGAUAUUAAUAAUUAGCCUAACUCGUUGCAUUGGGAAAGUAGGAGCACUGAGCAACAUCCAACAGUUCCAGUGCUUCUGGUUUGCACUAAAAUGGCUUAAGUAGUUUACACGGGAGAUAAACAUCUUUAAAAGAGAAAUUAAGAAAAGGUGAAAUGUGUACAUUUCAUUCAAAUUUAUAGGUUGAACUUAAUAUAUUAAAAUUGAGUCA